AUGUCGUUCGAGAAACUGCAAAAGGAAUUGCACGAAGCUAUCGAAGGAGUAAACCGAUACAAUCCGGAAAAUGUUGCCGACUUGGCUGCCUGCGUUCAAGCUAUGGUCAAUGAAAACAAGUACGAUAAAGAUAUCGUUUUGACCAUUCUCAAGCUCUACCAGCUUAACCCGGAGAAGUACGACGAGGCUGUUGUUCGACAAGUUUUGCUCAAGACGUUGAUGGUUUUGCCAUCGAGUGAUUUCGCUCUCGCCAAGUGUCUCAUCGACACCAACAGACUCGGAUCUCAAGAACUUCGCAGAAUCUUUGAUCUUGGAGCUGUGCUCGAAUCUUGCAACUUCGCUGUUUUCUGGAAAUUGGUGAAGGGGGCGUAUAAACCAACAACGAACCCAAAUGAACCCUUCAAAGUUCCUGGCGAAGUCCCAAAAAUGAUCAAGCCAAUGGUCGGAUUCGAGGAUGCUGUCAAGCACUAUGCUUGUCGCGUCAUCAGUGUUACGUUCCAAAAAAUCGAAAAGAAAAUGUUGAGCCGUCUUCUCGGCGGAGCCAGUGACAAGGAAGUUACCGCACUGGCACAAUCAUUCGGAUGGGAAGCCAAGGAAAAUGGAGAUGUUUUCUUUGUUGCAAAUCACGAAGGAACUAUCAAAACAAGAAAUAUCGACGAGAAAAUUCAAUUCCCACAUGUCGCCGAUCUUCUGACCAGCAUUCAACCCCCGUUGACUCUUUAAUAUCAAUUAUCACUGUCAUUCAAAUUAUAAUACCCUUGUUUCUGUUGUUCGGUUUUCCCCCGUUUCUAUUCCCUUUCCUAUUUAUAUUUCCUUUAUGUUUUCAUGAACUUUAUUCAAU
Molecule: messenger RNA, 841 nt
Organism: Caenorhabditis elegans
Lineage: Eukaryota; Metazoa; Nematoda; Chromadorea; Rhabditida; Rhabditidae
Gene: eif-3.K
Product: Eukaryotic translation initiation factor 3 subunit K
Exons: 5
Coding region: 1-723 (240 amino acids)
Biological process (GO): cytoplasmic translational initiation; formation of cytoplasmic translation initiation complex; regulation of translational initiation
Cellular component (GO): eukaryotic 43S preinitiation complex; eukaryotic 48S preinitiation complex; eukaryotic translation initiation factor 3 complex
Molecular function (GO): RNA binding; ribosome binding; translation initiation factor activity
Source: RefSeq, marked reviewed